Molecule: messenger RNA, 1454 nt
Organism: Sceloporus undulatus (fence lizard)
Lineage: Eukaryota; Metazoa; Chordata; Lepidosauria; Squamata; Phrynosomatidae
Gene: CLDN16
Product: claudin 16
Exons: 5
Coding region: 1-708 (235 amino acids)
Biological process (GO): bicellular tight junction assembly; cell adhesion
Cellular component (GO): bicellular tight junction; plasma membrane
Molecular function (GO): structural molecule activity
Source: RefSeq, a predicted model, not a curated record
AUGAGGCACCUCCUUCAGUAUCUGGGCUGCUUCUUUGCCUUCUUCUCGGCUGGUUUCCUGGUUGCGGCAACCUGGACUGACUGUUGGAUGGUGAACACCGAUGACUCCUUGGAGCUGAGUGCAACGUGUCGUGGUCUGUGGUGGGAAUGUGUCACCAAUGCCUUUGAUGGGAUAACAACCUGUGACGAAUAUGACUCCAUCUUGGCUGAGCACCCAGUGAAACUGGUCCUCACCCGGGCCAUGCUGAUCAUGGCGGAUAUCCUGGCUGGUUUUGGAUUCACCUUCCUCCUUCUGGGUCUCGACUGUGUGAAAUUCCUCGUGGAUGAGCCUGGCAUCAAGAGCCGCAUCUGCUUCAUAUCUGGAUUGGUUCUCUUAACUGGAGGUGUCCCAGGGCUCAUCGGUUCUGUCUGGUAUGCCAUUGGUGUCUAUGUGGAACGCUCCACUCUGGUUUUGCACAACGUCUUUGUGGGCAUCCAGUAUAAAUUUGGUUGGUCCUGCUGGCUGGGACUGAGUGGAUCUCUAGGAUGCUUUUUGUCAGGUGCUUUCCUGACAUGUUGCAUGUACCUCUUCAGAGAUGUUGGCUCAAGCAGGUACCUUUCCUCCAGUACCUUACGGAAAGCUUGUCCCAGUGCUGGAAUGGUCAGCCUGUAUCAUCCGUCCUCCCAGACAGCCACAGCCAAAAUGUAUGCCAUGGACACCCGGGUAUGAGACAAGAGUUUGUUCUUCUGUGCCACAAUUUAUGGGGCUGUUCCAAAGGCCAGGUAAGGUAAUAAUUUUGGCAGCCAUGUGACUCAUCGCAAAAGACUUUGGCUGGUUUCAUGAAGGACAUGUAGGUCAUCUCCUCCUGAAAGCCAGUUUCCUUGCAUGUUUUUUGCUUUCUUUCAAAAUUGUGACUACAGCAAAUGCAGUGUCUGAGGCAGGAGGCAAGUGGGUUUAAUUUGAGUGGUCAGCCCUAGAAAUAUGGUUGUUUAAUUUCAAGGUGGGUGGCACAUUUCUGAGGACAGAGAUAGCAUCAAUUGUGUGUAUUGUUAACAGCCAGAAAAAUUUUGUAAUAGACGUUCACCUUCUGGGGCACAUCAUCUCCUGCUGGAAGAAUUGAAAUGUGCAUUAUACAGGUUGCUAAGACAUCGUCCUGUGGAUGCAGGGAAUUCCAGAGCAUAAAGCAGCAUCCCUGCAGGGACAUAGCCAGGAUUUUAGGAAGGGGGGGGUCCAGACUAAGUGCCACCAUUAUAAUGGGGCUUGGGUGUGGCAGCACAGCAGCACACACCAUUCAUUUUUGUAAUGGAAGGGGGGGUCUGGACCCCAAGACCCCCCCCUCCUUGGCUACAUCCCUGAUCCCUGAUGGAAAGGACUGUUUGGCCGCCCAAAACAUGGAAAUGAGAUCAUGCAAUGAAUAACAUUUGGGGAGCUGUCUGACAUGAUCUGGAGCAGACAUUGUUUUCGAGCUGCCUGUU